Messenger RNA from Cylas formicarius (sweet potato weevil), 5902 nucleotides. It is a transcript of the gene Nup205, whose product is annotated as nuclear pore complex protein Nup205. Bases 66 to 5855 code for a protein of 1929 amino acids. The transcript is spliced from 7 exons. NCBI's taxonomy places the organism in Eukaryota, Metazoa, Arthropoda, Insecta, Coleoptera, Brentidae. Gene Ontology annotation, cellular component: nuclear pore inner ring; nuclear pore. The record is from RefSeq and is a predicted model, not a curated record. Gene Ontology annotation, biological process: nuclear pore organization. Gene Ontology annotation, molecular function: structural constituent of nuclear pore.
GUCAAUUAGUUUUGGCCGGUUGUGUUUAUGUAUAUUUUAAUUUCUCAUAUAAUUAAGGCAAAAUAAUGUCAUUAAGCGGUGCCGAUGACUUAUGGAAUUCUUAUAAAGAGCUAAAAGGUGUCGUUUGGAAAUAUUUGAACCAAACGCAGGCAGAUCUACCCCCGGCUGAUUUUGAAAAUAUUCUCAAGAAGCAUAAGCAAAGUUUUUUUGGCUUGUUACAAAAUCCUCCAAAAAAUGCCAAAAAUCGUGAAGAACUUAAGAAAGGCAUGGUUGAGGGUAUUAUUGUUCGAGGUAUAGGUCAUCAGAUUUUAUCAAAAGAAUUAUUCCAAGAAACGGUUAUAUUGUCAGAUAUGUUUGAUAUCAAUGAGUUCAUAGCUUUAGAUUUGCUGUGCACAGCGCAAAUUCAGAUGCCUUACUACCCAGGUUUGCCCAGAGGGUUGGUAGCAGUUUUAUUGUAUUACGAUGGGCGUAAAGCACUGUUAACCAGCUUACUAUAUUUAGUGCAGGCCAGGACUGGUAUACAAUGGAGUGUGAAUAUUGACCCUGAACUAGCUCUCUUUAUAACCAAUUACACUGACCAGUUAUUAGAAGGAGGUCUAUUUAAUAGAAUUUUUGAACUAUUGAGGACAUUAGACCUUAGUAAAGAGUUUGAAAAGUUGCAGCAAAACUUGGCUCUGGGUGGGCCUAAGCACAGAAGACAAGUAACAGAUUUAUUUAAUGAUAUAAGAAACAUCUUGGCAGACAUUGUUUUUUCUUGGGCAUCCCAGCGGGGGUUGCCGAAAGAGCCCACAUUAGCUCUCAUUAGCUAUUUACGUGAAGUCAAAUUAGAAGAAGAAUCAUCUGGUGUUAUUGAUGAUGUAAACUUGUACCUACAGAUGGGGCUGUUGUCUGCCCUUGAUUUAAGUAUUCUUCACACUAGAGAAGAUGGUGAAGAAAUUGUUCAAUCAUUGCCCGUUUUAUCUGAUCCUAGUUACAUAUCCGCCAUUAUUAAUGAAAUUUUACCAGGAAAACCCAAUUGGGUUAGUGAAGGCCUCCAGGCCAUUUCAACAUUUGGCUUAUCAGUGUGCGUUGCAUCGUUGCAUGUUGUACCUCAAAAUUAUAUGUUCCAGGAAGCUAUAAAUAAGGAAGAAAUUUUAAUUGAUGCCUCUAUAGAAAUGAAUGUUUUUACAUUUUUGCAUAAUAUUUUUUUGGAAAACAGCACAUUAUUCAAAGAACAAUUUUUGUACAAACGAAUUCACACCCUACUCACAGACUUUCUGGUGUACAUGUAUCCUAAAGUGAAGGACUUGAGAAUGAGGGCAAAUGAAAUUGCUAGAACGAUGCAAGUCUAUAUUCGCGAGGGCUUAGAGGCACCAGCGACUUUGCCACGUUACUUUGAGUAUCUGUUACUCAGCAUAGGAAAGUUGUAUUCUAACAAUAUUUUGGAAAAUGAUUACAUGUCCAGUUACUGGAGCCCAAUGGAAAUCAAUCCCAACCAGACAACUAAUAUUAGAGUUCCUCAAAGAUCUGUGUCAUUAUUUAAGUUUAUAAGAUUGGCAGGGGAAAUGCUUCCCUCGACCCUAUUCGUGCCAUUUAUUAAAAUGUUGAGCGGUCUAUCGUCGUCGCCUCAAACCGCUCGGCACUGUUUCAACAUGUUGAAACAGGUGCAUUUGAGUCCGACAUUGAAUUGGGACCACUUCUUUUUAUCCUUUUCACAAUAUUACAUUAACCUGAGACAAGAAGCGCCACCGCAGGCAGACACCGUAUACAGAAAUAGACCUGGUUAUCACAAAGGAGUAUCUCCUCAAGAACUAGAAGGCUUACACGCGGUAUUGCUCUUAAUAAGAACUGUAGCCCAGCAUGAUGACUUCUCGCGCCUAGCCAUGUGCGAACAUCCGGGCUGGUCACCUCUGACCAUACUUCUGGGCCUCGUCAGCUGUUCCGUGCCGAUUCCCCUCAAAGCCGACUUACUGUUGACCUUGGCUGCUUUGUCCAAGAGUACCGAGAACGCCACCCAAAUGUGGGAGAACCUCGAAGCUUCUCAAAUACUCGUCACGAUUCCCACCACGUCCAGUUACGCUCCCAGAGGUAUCGAGACCGAAUUGGAGGAGAUAGAGUCGCGUAUGGAAGAAUAUCCGCUGACCAGAGCGCUGCUGCAGCUCAUCGACACGCUGACGAACUUCGGCAUACCGAGAACUUUGGGCGCCGGUCCCAGGAAACCUGGCUUUGACCCGUAUCUCUCGUUCAUCGUCAACUCGGUGUUUCUAAAGUACCAUUCCAGGUCAUAUAGAGACGCGGCGGAGAAGUGGGACGUCGCGUUACUAUGCCUGAAGCUUUUCGAGAAGUUCUUGAAUCAAUACGACCCGAAAGUGUCCGAUUUUCCGACGAGUUCGGGGGUGGAGUUUAAUUCGCCGCCGGGCUAUCACCUGAUGGUGCAAUUAAAUAACAAAACCGAAACGCUGAGCGUCAUACUGGACGUUAUCGAUGACGGGAAUCGUUUUUUCGACUCCUACGUAUCUUUCAAAGGUCAAGAGCGGGUCAAGGAUUGCACCCUCGCGUGCCUCAACAUCGUCCAUAGGGCGCUCGCGCUGCAACCGAAAAUAUUCAGCGUGUUGGCGAUAUCGUCCGCCUCAUUGGUGUUGACCAGCAUCAACAAGCUAUUGUUGACUUUGAACCGGCGUAGCGGCAAACCGGAUCAUUGUAUUAACAUCGCCAAGUACGUGACGUAUCAGCUGUACUUGCCGAAACACGCCUACGUGGCAGUCAAGAUUUUGUGUCACAUCACGUCAUCGCCCGUCGGUCACAAUCAGUUCAUGAAUAUUUUGUUGUCGCUCGAGGAUUCGCAAAAGGUCCUCAAAAGUGGAUUUUUCGAGUGCCUGGACGCGGUCGGUGACGACGCGGAGACGAUAGUUAACUCCAAGAAGGAGACCCUUAAGUUGCUAAAGCAGUGCCUGGGCUACGGUGCGCCUAACUUAACUCACUUCCUCAUGGGCUUCGAUCUCAAGCGGGACGUAUCGAAAACGGAGUUUCAGUAUCCGGGCGUGAUGGAUUUUCCCCGGACGUGCUUGCAUUCCCUGCUCUCCCUGUUAGAUUCGGCAGUUAACGAGUUCGCGGAGGCCCCGCCCCCGGAUCUCUUAGAGUCCGCGUACCAUCUUCUCUAUCUGCUGGCGACCAACGUGAAAACUAGCGGGCCCGUUUUAAGGUUCGUCCGAUUAAACAAGAGCUUCUUCCGCGAUCAUUUGACGGCGUGCGAAAAGAAUCUGCCGAAAGGGGUGCACGAGUCCAGGCAGAUCGCGUGGCUGCUGAAGACGUUAGCGAUCGAACUGAAGGUGUGCAGCCAGACGAAACAGAUUACGUAUUUGAAGCACCUGAUGGGGUUUUUGACGAACGUACCGCGCGAGGGCGCGGGAGCGGACGACAUGUUUUCCCUGAUCCAGAAAAGUCUGCUCGAAAGCCGGAUCAUCACCACGAACGAUAUUAAGCUGGAAAAUUUCAUGACCAAUCUCAUUAAACAUUUAGAGUUCAAAGGGCCGUCGGUAGAGGCGCCCGCGUGGGAGUUCUUCGACAACAACGCGUUAAACCAAAUCCUAAACGGUUGUCGGAGGAAAGGACCGCCAAAAUUGAUCGAUUUGAAGAAGCUUCAUCAGAUUUUGUAUGACGAGCUAAAGAACCUUCAAGGCACUGCCGCGAUCGGCCAAAUCCAGGCCAUAAAUCAGGAAAUUCCGAAAGUUUUGAAGUACGCUUUGAACCUGAACAAACAAGCGGAGUACAGUUCCGCGUUGGUCGACUUGGCGGACGCGUGGAGGCAGGUGGCGGAAAUUCUCGUCACCCGCAUCCCGCCGGAGGUCGUCACCACCAACGAGCAGCAGAUCGUGACGCUGAGCUUGGCGCUGAGUCUUUUGAAACGGGUCACCAAAACCGACCUGCUGCCGGACGUGGUGCGGUACGUAUCCGGAGCCGUGCUGCUCAUGGUGGAUAACAUGAAGCGUUGCUACUUCCGCGAGCGGAAGUUCAAAAAAAUCAAGACCGACAUUGAUAGCAGUUUCAACAUCUUCACCUACUACUUCAGCUCCGUCAAGAACAUCAUGUUGGACUUGGUGCGGUGGAUUAUAGUUUCGGAUGUCAUCGACGGCGAGUUGCGCAUCAAUUUGUACGCGGCCCUCGUGACGCUGCUGCAAAUCGUCAACGUCGAACCGCACCACGACGAGAUAAACCUCGACGGCAGUCUCUACGUCAGCAGGUUGGACAGCUCCCGGUACAGCGCGAGAGACAAGGAUAACCAACUCAAAAUGUCGGCGGACAUACUGUCGGCGUUCCCGGAGAAACUCGUCGAGGUCCUUUGCCACGACUGUAUAGGAGGUCAAGAGAUUUGCAAAAUACUCGCCAUGUCAGCAUACAGCCACCUGAUAACCCUAUCGGGUAACGUCAAUUGGAUAAUCUACCUCUCCAGUAGGGGAUAUUUAAAGCAUAUCAUUCAAAGUUUGCUGGAUAGCGAUCAAGAUUUAAAAAUCACGCUCGAGCCGCACGCGGAGACGAUGAAACCCCUGUACCUUUAUCUGGCCAAAAUAUUGCUCGUGGCGAGGCUGGCGGGGUCAAGAAUGGGCGCGGAAUUUUUGUUGGAGCAAAAGUUGUUGGGCGUGUUCAGCAAUAUGACGGUGUUCGGUUACCACCCGGAGGUAUCCAAGCACUGGCAAGGCGAGGAGGAGCUUCUGGAAGAUUUUCUGCCCAGCGUCGAGCAGCAGUACCUCCAAAUCUGGAUGCCAACGUUGAACGUCUGCAACGCGAUCCUCACCACGUUAGGAACCGAGAAUCAAUCCGCCGUAGCCCAAGUUAUGUACUUUUUAUUGAGCCACUUGGACGUGGUGGAGCUCGUGCUCAGAUCUGGCCACACGGAACUGUCGCCCAUGUGUCUGAAGGAACUAGCGUUGCUGACGUCCGUAAUAUCGAGAACGGCGAACAACGACUUGAUCAACGUGCUGGAGAAUCCCAACAUUGUGCAGGGCAACAGAGCACAUCUUUAUCGUAUACAGAGACUGAUGCUCGCUUUGUUGACCAAGUUUAUUUUGUCGGACGACAAUGUACGGAAGUUACUCAGUCAUUCCAAUAAUGACAAAAAUUCGUUCCAAACAUCGGAGAGGUUACUUCACGCCAUGCAAGUCGCCGCCAAUUUGCUGUGCUACGCCAGAAAUAUAGUGGCGAAUCACGAUAUAGAGCACGGCGGUGUGGGCGUGGUAUUUCUGCCAACGCUUAGCGAUCCACUGCUGAACACGCAACAAAACAAAUUUGUCGGGAACGGGAGCGAACAAGAAUCCAGUUUGGGCGUGGUCGUGCAGCAUCUCAUAAGUGCAGUGAACUAUCAGCAUCAGGAGAAAGUGACUUUCGAUUUAUUGAGUAGAAAAAUUAAUGAGGUUAAGGACAUGAAUUCGGUGGACCUCAAGCCUUUCAUCGGCGAUUCCUUGGACUUGUGCGAUUUGGCCAUAAAGCGGGAGAAGGCGUACGAGAUAGUGGCGGACCGGUUGGAGAAGAAGAAGCAAGAGAUGGAGUAUUGCGCGUUUAUUAUCGAGAACGCUUUGUACUUGGUGUGGGCUCAUUUGGAUUACUAUAUGCUGCGGGCUAUUCCCAAGCCAAAGGCGUAUAUCCAUUCCAAUACGAGUAUUAGUGUUGACGCUUCGUUAGCGUCAUCCCUAGAGACAACGUGGAAAGUCUCGACUGAAACCAUCAGCAACUUGAAGCAGGGUUUGGUGUCGCUAUUUAACGACAGCUUCAGCAAGCAGCUUUUGGAAACCGCCCAGGAUCGAUCGGAGUCGGAUAAAGGAUUCGUCGAAGCCCUACUAAGGAAAAUUAAAAGGCUCGUACAGUUUGUCCCGGUGAAAUAGUGACGUUUGCAUUUGUUAGUUGUUAAUAUCAUUCUGUAAUAUAUCGA